AUGAAGACAGCCGCCCACAUCGGCACGCCAGGUCUUGGAAUGUAUUGCGCAGCUGGGUGGGCUCUUGAAGGGUUUUGCGACAGUCUUGCAUACGAGAUAGCUCCAUUCAACCUCAAACUCACGAUUUUCCAAUGCAGUAUCGAAAUCGGCAUUCUCACGAAUCUAGUAACUAGCGUGCCUCCAAUAGUUCCAGCAUAUUCACCAUCUUCUAACCAAGCACCCCUUUUCCGCGGAAUGUUAAAUCGACUUGUGCCUCGUCUGCCCAACACACACACCGAAACGAAUGGCGCCCAAGAAACUGGCCAAAUUGCUUCCGUUGAGAAUGGACCAUUUUCACGCCCUGAAGUUACAUCAAUGUAUCCUCCACUCAGCCCUGCACAUAUGGAGAUUCUAGUCGCAGAAACGGUGUAUGCCAUUACCGCGAUAGGUGGCCAUGAAAACCCACCGUCGCGCCAUAUAGUAGGACAAGAGGGUGUUGCGAGUGUGAAGGAAAAGCUGAAAACUGUUAGCGAGGAGCUAGAGGACUUCAUUCAGUCUAGCUACGCCGUUGAUUACGCUGCUGGCGGCGAUCAAAAAAGGGCGUCCAAGGACGAAAAUAUUUUCGGCAUGGGAACCGGUAAUGGUGGCGUUUAG
Molecule: messenger RNA, 633 nt
Organism: Aspergillus oryzae RIB40
Lineage: Eukaryota; Fungi; Ascomycota; Eurotiomycetes; Eurotiales; Aspergillaceae
Product: short chain dehydrogenase/reductase family protein
Exons: 2
Coding region: 1-633 (210 amino acids)
Source: RefSeq, a predicted model, not a curated record